CCAGCGUCCAUAUUCAGAUCCUUUGCCACUUUUCCCACUUCGCGACGCCCACCCUAGCCACUUCCAUAUUAUCUGCGGGGCCUCGGAAUACUUCCAGAGGCCCCGAAUCUUGUUCUUGUCAUUUCGUCCAACUUGGACCCGAUCGAAGCACGAGGGUAUGUCUCACGACGAGGCUCAAAGCCAUCCAACGGGAGGGCCAUCGCAAAACUCUGAAGAAUAUGGGGUAUUCUCCCAUCGCUCCACUCCGACAUCUACACCCACCGGUUCGACGGCGAACCCUCCUCAUCAAGACCCCCAAAACCCACUGGCUUCGGCGGUAGCAGCUAUGGAGCUACACAACUCGCGAGGCAUAACUCCGCUGCAGAGGUGGGCCGCGAAUGCCUCAGAUUCUCAAUUCAAUGCUUUAUCGGGAGCCGUGGGCGGCUUUACCUCUGGCGUCGUCACAUGCCCCCUUGAUGUUAUCAAGACAAAGCUACAAGCCCAAGGAGGAUUCGUCUCCAUGAACAAAGGAGGAGGAUAUGUUGGGCAUCGCAAGGUAUACUCAGGUCUGUUGGGCACAGCCAAUGUCAUAUGGAAGGAGGAAGGGUUGCGCGGCAUGUACAGAGGCUUGGGGCCUAUCAUCCUUGGCUACCUACCGACCUGGGCAGUUUGGUUCACUGUCUACAACAAGAGCAAAGUUAUCAUAGCCGAGAACAAUCUGCAGAAAAAUCAGUUUUUCAUAAACUUUUGGUCAUCAAUCAUAGCUGGAGCCAGCAGCACGAUAGUAACGAAUCCAAUAUGGGUGAUCAAAACUCGACUCAUGUCACAGUCUGCGACGGGACGCCAUCCACAAAUGUCCCCUUUCCCACGCUCUGGCAAUACCCCAACUUCCAGACCAAACAUCGAUUCUCCUUGGCACUAUCGAUCAACUCUUGAUGCUGCGCGAAAAAUGUAUUCUUCGGAAGGCAUUUUAUCAUUCUACUCUGGACUUACUCCAGCACUUCUGGGGCUGACGCAUGUUGCCGUACAAUUUCCCGUAUACGAGUUCCUACGAAAGAAGUUCACGGGCCAGUCUAUGGGUGAAAUGGGUGACAACGAUGAGCAGAGUCAUUGGUUUGGUGUACUCUCUGCUUCAGUGAUGUCGAAGAUCAUGGCUAGUUCGGCUACUUAUCCUCAUGAGGUGAUCCGGACCCGGCUGCAGACACAAAGGCGCCCAGCUCCCGGAAGCGAAUUUCUACAAGGUCUAGGGGUCUCGGAAUCUACCCCUGGCAGUCAGAGCCAUGUGCCCAGUAAUGCCCGCGUUGUCACCCCCCAGCCUAAGUAUCGGGGCGUGGUCAUGACUUUCCGGACUAUUUUGCGAGAAGAGGGUUGGAGAGCAUUUUACGCAGGCAUGGGGGUCAACAUGAUGCGAGCUGUUCCAGCAGCCACGGUGACGAUGAUGACAUAUGAGUUCGUUAUGAAGUCUUUGCAUCACGCACAAUCCGAGGGCCGACGGAAGGAGGGCCUAGACGACGAUACGUAAACAUAGUUAGGGGUCAUGCAUAUUAGGGAAAUGCGUUUUUGCGCCGUCAUUCGUCAUUAUUGCGAGACUUGAAAGCACAAUUCCCCCAUUCUGGGCGCUAGUGAGGAAAUAAAUAGCCGAGGAAAAGAUUUUGCCUCGCGG
Hypoxylon fragiforme is the source of this 1642-nucleotide messenger RNA. Its product is annotated as mitochondrial carrier. The coding region runs from base 158 to 1501 and encodes 447 amino acids. The transcript is spliced from 2 exons. Gene Ontology annotation, biological process: pyrimidine nucleotide import into mitochondrion. Gene Ontology annotation, molecular function: pyrimidine nucleotide transmembrane transporter activity. NCBI's taxonomy places the organism in Eukaryota, Fungi, Ascomycota, Sordariomycetes, Xylariales, Hypoxylaceae. Gene Ontology annotation, cellular component: mitochondrion. The record is from RefSeq and is a predicted model, not a curated record.